GAGGCUGAAUCCUUAGUAGACAUCCUUGGUUGGAUUGACAUCGUGUGGUCUUCUGUAAACUGUCUCUGCUGUCAGCGGGGUUCCCGGUCUGAACCAGAAGGGGUCCUGGUCUGAAGUCGAGGAGAUACCAAUGGAUCAACAGCCGGGCCAUGGCGACGGGAGGACUCUGGUCUGCGCUGAGCUCGGAGGAGGCAGAGCUUCCCUCGUCUCGGUGUCCUUUAACUUCAUUAACUCCAUCAUAGGCUCGGGAAUCAUCGGUCUGCCCUAUGCCAUGAACCAGGCUGGUCUGCCGCUGGGCCUGCUGCUGCUGGUGGGUGUUGCUGUCAUCACAGACUACUCCAUCAUCCUCCUGAUAAAGGGGGGCAACAUGUCGGCCACCAGCAGCUACCAGGCGCUGGUCCGCAGCGCCUUCGGCCGCCCCGGGUUCCUUCUGGUAUCCCUGCUGCAGUUCCUCUACCCCUUCAUAGCGAUGGUGAGCUACAACAUGACGGUGGGUGACACGCUGACCAAAGUGUUCCAGAGGAUCCCUGGAGUCGGUCCGGACCACAUGCUGGCAGAACGCAGCGUCGUGAUCUCCAUGGCAACCGUCCUGGUGACCCUCCCCCUCUCCCUGCCUCGCCACAUCGGACAGCUCGGGAAGGUGUCCCUCCUCUCCAUGGUGCUGACCCUGGCCAUUCUGCUGGUAGUGGCGGUGCGGGCCGCCACCCUGGGCCCUCUGAUACCCCCUACAGAAGAUGCUUGGGUGUUUGCUAAGUUGAAUGCCAUUCAGGCCGUUGGCGUCUUGUCCUUCGCCUUCAUCUGCCACCACAACAGCUUCCUGAUGUACCACUCCCUGCAGCGCCCCACGCUGAGCGCCUGGCUCAGGGUCACCCACGUCUCCGUGGGGACCGCCGCCGCGGCCAGCGCCGCCUUCGCUGUGGCCGGCUACACAACCUUCACCGGACACACACAAGGGGAUAUCUUUGAGAACUACUGCAGAGAGGAUGACCUCGUGACCUUUGGCCGCUUCUGCUUUGGCCUCAGCAUCAUGACCACCUUCCCUCUGGAGUGCUUCGUCACACGAGAGGUGCUGUCCAACGUGUUCUACCAGCGAGAGUUGUCCUCCCUGGAGCACGUGGCUCUCACCCUGCUGCUGGUGGCCUCCAGCUGCACCCUGUCACUGCUCUACGACUGCCUGGGCCGGGUGAUGGAGCUCAACGGGGUCCUCAGUGCCAUCCCGCUGAUCUUCAUCCUGCCGUCGGCGUGUUUCCUGAAGCUGUCUCCGGGCCGCUGGUUCCACUCGGAGAAGCUGCUGCCCAGCUUGCUGCUGCUGGCCGGGGGCGUCCUGGUGCUCAGCGGCCUGGUGCUCAGCGGCCUGUUCUCCCACAGCUGCACCCACGGGGACGAGCCCUCGUACUGCAACGCCUCCAGAACCGCGCCGCCCGGCUAGGGGGCGGGGCCUCCUACUGCAACGCCCCCAGCACCGCGCCGCCUGGCUAGGGGGCGGGGCCUAAUAUCGCCGUUUGAAGGAACCUUGUGAUGUUGUCAUUGUAAUAAAUAUUUGUACUCAUACUGCAGAGAGUUUGUAUGGGUUGGUAUGAGUCAAGGAUCACACAGAGUGCAAACAACAUUCAAUCCAAGCAUUCGAUAGCCGAACCACGAUACAGACAAGAGGCUAAAUGAACUAGGCCACCGGGCAUUCUGAUUGGAUGAGGUAACACAGUCCGGUGGCUCAUAAUGAACCAACUGCAUAAUCAUUUAACCAAAUGAUCUACAUCACUUCCUUUCAGUCUUGAGCAGCGUAAAAUAAGUUUUAAGUACAUCAAAUGUCACAAUAUUAAUCACGCUGGAUAGCUUGGAUUUGAUGGUAUUUGGGACUUUCUGCAGAUGCAACCUGAUUGUGCGGUGUAUUGUGUGUCUGGAUUCUCAAUGGGUGAAUAAUACGCCGCCCAAAGAGACCAAGAGGGGAGUUGAGCUGGACCACAGACGGCCCGGGACACCAAGAAGGAGGUG
This is a messenger RNA of Gadus macrocephalus (Pacific cod), 1992 nucleotides long. RefSeq names its product solute carrier family 38 member 11 (gene slc38a11). Lineage: Eukaryota; Metazoa; Chordata; Actinopteri; Gadiformes; Gadidae. The record is from RefSeq and is a predicted model, not a curated record. Bases 131 to 1429 code for a protein of 432 amino acids. Gene Ontology annotation, molecular function: amino acid transmembrane transporter activity. Gene Ontology annotation, biological process: amino acid transmembrane transport. The transcript has 13 exons.